GCGGUAUUAAGAGGUCUGAAGUAUUCCGGCACACUGUGUCGCCUGGGGGAUCUAUGCUUCAAUUUCUGACCUUUUCGAAAUCGACUCCCCGUCAAGAAAAGAGUCUGCAAGUGUUGACUCGACAAGCUAGUAUCGGCCUAGGCACAAUCCCAAGCAGCAGUGUCAGACGCAGAAUGGUAUCUUUGCCGUUCAAUCCACCAUUCAAGAGGCAGCAGUAUGGAGGAACUGAUAGAUAGUAUCCUGGGGUGAAUUUGCUAUUUGUUGUUCGAAGAUUUCACCGAGUAUCAGUAUUUGUGGCUAGAUAGGGG
Molecule: messenger RNA, 308 nt
Organism: Amorphotheca resinae ATCC 22711
Lineage: Eukaryota; Fungi; Ascomycota; Leotiomycetes; Helotiales; Amorphothecaceae
Exons: 1
Coding region: 54-236 (60 amino acids)
Source: RefSeq, a predicted model, not a curated record